UGCGCGCCAAAUCUUUCAAUCCUCUUCACGUCUGAUAUGGAUGCUCCAUCUUUCUCUCUCGGCAUUGAUCUUGACGAUGAAUCGGAGUUUCGAACACCUACCAUAAACAAUCUCCCUCCCUUCACAUCUCCUGAUUCUUCGGGUCUGCAUACAACCCGAGACGGCGAGGAUCUCGGACCCCAGGUCGCUGAUUCGGAUCCGGAACCCGAAACUUACCCAUCAAGACAGGUAUUCAAACGAUUAAAGAGAGGUCUAAACAUCGAAAAAUCUUCUACGAGCAAUAGGGAAUCAGAGCCGUUGAGUCGUACGAACGGCGGUGAUGACGACAUUGAGGAGUUCUCUUCACAGGAAGGGCUGCGUGGAGCCAAUGCUCCUACAUCAACACAAUACAAUUCUGUAUGUGGUAGUUCAAAGGUAUCAUUACAUGGACAUGGAGUUUUAACCAGUCAAUCGACAAGCCAGUGGAAUGUGAGGAAAAGGGCGCAGCCUUUGGAUGCUCCGGUUUCUGACGGGCUCGGGACUAUCCACUCCAGAUCAAUUUUCCCAAAGUUGACUGUAAGUCCUCUUCGAAGGUUCCAGUUACUUGAUUCUGAUUCUGAUGAUCCUUCUGUUAGUGAAGAUGCAUGCAGAGGUGCUGAUAGAAAUGAUCUAUCAUCAAAUGGCCAAGAACCUAGUACGAAUAGCAAAAAGAAAAAAGAAUCAGUUGGUAUGCCUCGGAUUGAUGAUUUAUGGAAAAAUUUCCGCCCAAACAGUUAUCAUAUCUCAACACCUGCUCUGGAUGAUGUUUGUGAAGAAUACUUCCAUUCUGUGAAGAAUAAUGAUGUAACUCAAGAAAACCCGAGUAAGAGAAGUUCAAUAGAAGAUAAAAGUUUCCAUCAAAGUACCAAUACCUCGCAGAACUAUGAGCAGUGCUGGGAUUUUGCUGAACCUCUUCCUUCAGCACACAAAUACUUUUUCCACAAUGAUCCAAGGAUCCAAAGAUUAGUCCGUAGACGUCUGCCCAACUUCUUCCCACUUGGCACUGUUAACAAAGGGGAGCAAGCUAGUGCAUCAGUUAUUGAUUACGUGAGUCAAUUUAGCAAUAAAGAAGCUUCUAAACGAGGAGGAACUCAAAAGAUUAUUGGCAAGCAAAGUUCAGGGAGGAAAAACAAAUCAAAACAAUUGCAGACUGAAGAAAAUUUGCCUUCUGAAGGUUGGGUGGACCCCAAAAAAAAUACGGCCAUUCCAAAAGAUGCUGGCAGAAGGCGAGUUCAAGCCCAAGGUCAAUCUGCUGGUAGUUGGUAUACAUCCCCAGAGGGUAGGAAGGUUUAUGUCACCAAAAAUGGGCAGGAGUUAACAGGUCAAAUAGCAUAUAGACAAUACAAGAAGGACAGUGGAGGAAAGUUUGGAAAGUCAAAAAAGAAAAAGAAUACAAAGAAGUGAAAUGGGUGAAGUCUGACGAUCUUCAUUAUGUUUGUUCCAUUCUUCUAGUUGGUGAUCCAAUUUUCCUUCUAUUUGUUUGUUUUACAAGCUUUUCAACCAUUCAUCUAAAAUUACCAGGUAAUUUACUUUGGUUUAGUAGCUUCUUAUGAAAACUUAAAUGGUGAAAAUUUGCGGAUGAGGGGAUCUAGUGCUGCAUUUUUCUUGUAUCAUGAACAAGUAAAAGCAAAUUCCGAAUCAGAUUUUUUUUUGGCUUAUCAAAUUUUAAAAUAGAUGUUAAUGUUUCUGGCAGAAAAGGUGGUGGCGGUUACAUUUUUAAGAUAUGCUGACUGGGUCAGGCUGGGGUGAAGUUGCUAACCCACUAGGCUGUGUUUAACUUGAUCUGUCACAGCCAAGCCCGAGCCUGGCAUGACUAAACUUGAGUUUGGCACUAUUAAAAUGUGAAUGAGUCUUCAUCAUCAACCUUUGCUGAUUCCUCUUUCUCUUUCUCUUCAGCUUUCCCAUUGCUUCCGUCUUGGUUGAAAAUCACAAUAAUUUUUGAGGAUGACAAGCAAGUGCUGGACCCAGAUGCCACUAGAAGCAAGGUGUAUUUUUUUGUCAUGUCUUUUAGGUCCAAACUACUGUCUUUUAAAACAUUCUUUGUACUCUUUUCCAUCCCAAUUCUCUCUCGUUACCAAGAAGAAUGGGUAGCCAUAGAACAACUAUUUCAUGAUUAAGCACAUGAUGCUCACAUAUUUUUGAUCAAAUGAGAAUAUUAUAGUA
This is a messenger RNA of Carica papaya (papaya), 2181 nucleotides long. RefSeq names its product Rho GTPase-activating protein. NCBI's taxonomy places the organism in Eukaryota, Viridiplantae, Streptophyta, Magnoliopsida, Brassicales, Caricaceae. The record is from RefSeq and is a predicted model, not a curated record.